AUGAGCUCAGACACGAGUCGACCUUUCGAUCCCGACAAUGCCAGUGACGUCCCGCCUCUUGCGGACAAAGUCGUGGUCGUCACCGGUGGAAACGGAGGCAUCGGAUACGCCACAAUACAACAUCUCGCUCGUCACGGCGCAAAGGUAUACAUGGCCGCUCGGAGUGAGACAAAGGCACAGGAGGCCAUCGAGCGAUUGCACGCCGAAGGACUUGCUCCCGGGAAUGGCCAAGUGCUGUGGUUACAGCUUGACCUCAGCGACCCUGUUUUGGCGCAGAAAUCGGCGAGGGUCCUCCUAGCUAAGGAGGAUCGCCUGGAUGUGUUGAUCAACAACGCGGCUAUGCCGCGCGGCCCUUAUGCGAGGACGAAACAUGAUAUUCAGGAUGCCAUGAUGGUCAAUCACAUCGGGCCUUUUGUGUUCACGAUGACCCUCCUGCCGCUUCUCGCCAAAACCGCCGUGAACCCGGCCAGCGACGUCCGCAUCGUCAAUAUCACAUCCGGAGGCAUUGCUUUCCUCAAGCGUGGAAUCCGUUUCCGCAAUCGAGACGAUUUCAACGACGAGCACAAGUGGGACAUAAUCCCAGGCCCUAGUCUCGCAAGAUACUUAAACGCAGGCGCAGGCCGCAGCAAGCUCGCGAACGUCCUCUUCACAACCGAGUUGCAACGGCGUCUUGACGAGGCAGGCGUCCCCAUCCUCGCGCUGUCCGUGGACCCAGGCCUGGUGCGCACCGGUGGCGUGGAGAACGACGCUGCAUCGCAACCACCAGGCAUCUCCCACGUCAUGUCCCUUCUCAUCCGUGCGCUAUGGACACCGCCCACACGCGGCGCCUUCACAUCCGUCUUCGCUGCCGCUGCGCCAGCUGUGCGACAGGAGACAGAGCGCUACAAGGCAGCGUAUCUGCUGCCUCCUGGGCGCAUCGGAGCGCCCCCUCACCCGGAUGCACGGAACCCAGUGUUGGCGCGAGAGUUGUGGGAUACCACAGAACGCCUGUUGAGGGAGAUGGGAAUAGAUUGGGAAUAG
Messenger RNA from Fomitopsis serialis, 1020 nucleotides. Its product is annotated as NAD(P)-binding protein. The coding region runs from base 1 to 1020 and encodes 339 amino acids. The transcript has 9 exons. The record is from RefSeq and is a predicted model, not a curated record. NCBI's taxonomy places the organism in Eukaryota, Fungi, Basidiomycota, Agaricomycetes, Polyporales, Fomitopsidaceae.